ACUACCUGGAGCCGGGGCACCGCUGUCUUGGAGGCAGCAUGUGGUGUCCACAGUUAUUGGACGCCCUUUCCCACUUCAUUGUGAGGCAAGAGGCAACCUCUGAUGACAACGGCAAUUUUGAUAUUGAGAUCUUUUAAGAACUCAUAAGCACAAACACUCGUAAUGAAGUCUCCCAAGCUGUUGAAAAAGCUGGUCGUAUUGCUUCACGAUGGAAACCUUUCUGAAGGGCAAGAAGCGCAAAGCAACUUCAACCCCCGAAUCGACUCGGGAUGACGACAACGAGUCUACUGAUGUCAAGUUGGCAAUCAUGGCAUCUCUGUUUCCAGAUUUCAGCCAGGAGGCUCUUUUAGAUACACUUCUAGCCCACGAUGGAUCCGUGGAGGCAGCCUCUGCCUCGCUAAACGACAGACGACCGGAAGUGGCCAAGAAGCCGCGUUCCAGCCGGGUCGUUGGGUCCCAGACCUCGCUGAAAUUCUUUGCUACUGGCUUGCCAGUUUCUGGAGACGGUGUAUCGCCGAAGAAGGCGAAGCUGCUUUCCAAGAAGGGAACCACCCUCCAUCUAUACGAUCCUGAUGACAUCGCCCAGCAUACGCCUUGCUCCAUCAUCCAUAACUUCCUGCCACCGGAUGAGGCCAAAGAGCUCUUGCUGGAGAUGUUGGAAGAGUCAAAAUCCUUUGAGAAAAUAACAUUCAAGCUUUUCGACAACGUUGUGUCUAGCCCACAUACAUCGACCUUUUAUGUCGAGACAGAAGAGGAGCUCAACAAGCAGAGAUACGAAUAUUUCUACAACGGUGCUCGACUGACGGAUGUACGCAAAAUCACCCCUCAACUACUACGAGUCAAGCCCAGGGUCCAGAGAUGUGUCAACGAAGAAAUUCAAAAACGAAUCAAGACACAGUACCCCGACGGUAAGAAGCUGAAGUACCAGUCUCCAGAUGAAUGGUCCCCCAACGCUGCCUUCGUCAAUUGCUACAGCGGCGGAAAGGAGAAUGUGGGCUACCACUCAGACCAGCUCACCUACCUUGGCCCGCGAGCCGUCAUAGGCUCCCUCUCCCUCGGUGUCGCCAGAGAGUUCCGGGUCAGGAGAAUCCUGCCCCGAGACGUAGAGGACAGUUCGUCCGAGGAUCCAGACGCGGAGGGACAAAUCGCGAUUCACCUACCGCACAACUCGUUGCUCGUCAUGCACGCGGAAAUGCAGGAAGAAUGGAAACACAGCAUCGCUCCCGCUACGGCCAUCGAUCCGCAUCCCAUCGCUGGCAAUAGGCGGAUCAACGUGACGUAUAGGGACUACAGGCCCAGCUUACAACCCAAGUUCACGCCGCGCUGCAACUGUGGCAUUCCUGCCGUGUUAAAGGUCGUCCAGAAGAAGAAGGAGAACUGGGGAAAGUAUUUUUGGAUGUGCUACGGGGGAUACGUGCCCGGUAAGGAAAAUUGCGCGUUUUUCCAAUGGGCGAAAUUCGACGAUGAUGGAAAUCCGAGCUGGGACAAGGGACGCUAUAAGAAGUCAUCGGGAAAGUUGGGUGUUGAUCCAUUACUUCGACGCGGCCAAACAGUGGACAAGGGAACCUCUUGAGUUCGUAAGCCAUGCAGAACUUGCCAGGCCAUCAUCAAUUCCAGCACU
This is a messenger RNA of Pseudomassariella vexata, 1621 nucleotides long. RefSeq lists its product as uncharacterized. Gene Ontology annotation, molecular function: ubiquitin binding; zinc ion binding; dioxygenase activity. The transcript has 2 exons. NCBI's taxonomy places the organism in Eukaryota, Fungi, Ascomycota, Sordariomycetes, Amphisphaeriales, Pseudomassariaceae. The record is from RefSeq and is a predicted model, not a curated record. The coding region runs from base 209 to 1573 and encodes 454 amino acids. Gene Ontology annotation, biological process: DNA repair; DNA alkylation repair. Gene Ontology annotation, cellular component: nucleus.